Leptidea sinapis is the source of this 1929-nucleotide messenger RNA. RefSeq lists its product as uncharacterized. The coding region runs from base 112 to 1290 and encodes 392 amino acids. The record is from RefSeq and is a predicted model, not a curated record. Gene Ontology annotation, molecular function: protein binding. The transcript has 9 exons. NCBI's taxonomy places the organism in Eukaryota, Metazoa, Arthropoda, Insecta, Lepidoptera, Pieridae.
UCUGGGUGGACGAACGGUGUUUCGGCUGAAGAUUAUUAUAAAAAUCCAAGAUUACUACCACUAUCCCAAUUGUUUAAAGAUUUUGGUAUAAGUGAAGAAACUGCCAAGGAAAUGUUUUCAGAUAAAGAAACGAGCGCUGGUAACGGCCAUUUGGACAUUCCCAUCUUUCACACCGAAGAAGGCAGAUAUCUAGCUAAGUCUCUCGGCGAUCCUUUAAUUAAAGGUCUGACCGAAGUAGCCAACGUAAAGCCAAAAGAUCCAAUCGCUUUCCUCGCAACGUUUCUUCACAAUUUUCCAGAAGAUGAAAAACCUCGACUUGGGACUCAAGAGUCUAAGACAAUCAUUACCAAAGAGGAGGCCGAACUUGAAAAUGAGCAUGCUCCUUAUAAUUAUACCGAAGAUAUCAAAGAAGAAAAACCUGUUAGGAGUGCAGCACUGACUACCACUCGACCUAAUAAACCAAUUGAAGUUAUAACUAUAGAACCUAAGGAUGAAACUAGUCCUGAUGCACCAGAAGCAGCAUUUAGUAGUGCUGAUAGAGAUGAACACGGUCAGUCAAUGCUGCACUUUGCAGCGGCUCGGACUCACACAAACAACGCGUUAUUCCAACUGCUACAGGAGACGGACGUGAGCCUGGGCUAUCGGGAUGAACUGUACAGAACUGCCAGGGACAUCUCAAUACAAGCAAAUGUACUCGAAAACACAGCUGAAAUUGACCGAUUUGUCCUACAUUUGGCUGCAAGAGGUGAAACGGCAAAGUUGUCUGAGCUGCUACUGCAAGGAUAUGAUCAUAUACUGGAUGUAGUGGACGAGAACAAUGUACCAAUAACUGAACUUGUUUCUCAACGAGGCCAUGCAGACACGUCAAAAUUGCUAUCGUCUAUUCCAACUUUUGAGGAAUCUCGGGAAAAUCUACAUGGCGCAAUAAAAAGAGGUGACCUAAAAACUGUCCAAGAUCUGCUCUCAAAAGAAGGGGGUAGGACGCUGGCAAGAGCCCAGAACGCACUCGGAAGGACUUCUCUCCACAUCGCCGUUCUUAUUGGGCAAGAAGAAAUAGUUUCCUAUUUGGCACAGAACUUUCCAGAACUGCUAAGAACUGGUGAUAAUCUUGAACGGACCCCCCUACAUUAUGCGAUGGGCGUCGAAAAGAUGGAAUCGUUAAGUCGCAUUCUAACCAAGGCGGGCGCCAAACGUGUACUCAAGGACCUCAAAGGACGUCAGCCGUCUUACUACUACAUGAACAAAUCUGACAUUCUACGGCUCAAGGAAGAAGAGGAAGUGUAUUUGUAGAAGGUUUAAGAAAAUUAAUCAACUAGAAAAUGUCAUGGACGAGUCUAUUCUAAAUCCCAACAAAUACAACAACAUAAUUAAGCUUUCGAGAAAUGACAAUGCCAAAAAACUGACAUUUAGGAUGAUCGUUCUAAAUUGACAGAUAAUUUUACUGACAUUGAUAUCAUGUAGAUACGAUAUGUGUGAUAUACUUAUAAAACAACCGAAAAAAGUGAUCCAACAGCACACAGACAUAUAGGAUUGAAUGAUUUGAAUGUAAUGCGUCCCAAUCAGGACGCUUUCGAGUCACGUGAUGAGCACGCACAUAGCAUAUUCUACUUCUUUUUAAUAUUUCAAUGGGAAAUGUUAAAGUAUAGGAUACGGAAUGUUAGAUUGUCAUCAUAAGACUAAAACUACGUGUACCUACCUAAGGAUUUUAGUCUCAUAAUAAUUAUUGUCGUUAAAUUAUACUAGAUCAUAAAGUGGUAAGUAUUAUAUAAUAAAUCGCUUUCAUAAAGUAUUUUCAACUUAGAUGGAAAGAACAUAUUUUUAAGAAACUCUUGGGGACCCUUUUAUGAUGAAUAGAAUAGGUAAUUUUUGUACAAAAUGGAUGUCAGUUAGAAUACAAAUACUAAAAAUAAAUGAGGAGAUACUAAACAA